Phytophthora infestans T30-4 is the source of this 1389-nucleotide messenger RNA. Its product is annotated as aspartyl aminopeptidase, putative. NCBI's taxonomy places the organism in Eukaryota, Oomycota, Peronosporomycetes, Peronosporales, Peronosporaceae. The record is from RefSeq and is a predicted model, not a curated record. The coding region runs from base 1 to 1389 and encodes 462 amino acids. The transcript has a single exon. Gene Ontology annotation, biological process: proteolysis. Gene Ontology annotation, molecular function: aminopeptidase activity; zinc ion binding.
AUGGUCAAGCUGUCAUUGUCUCCGCGCACCCCGCAGACCGUAGACGCGUUCCUUCAGUUCGUCAACAAGAGCCCGAGCCCGUUUCACGCUGUCUACGAGACCGUGCAGACGCUUACUGCAGCCGGCUUCAAGCAGCUGCGCGAGGAGGACUCGUGGAAGGAUGCCGUGCAGCCCAACGGUAAGUACUACGUGACGCGCAACCAAUCGGCCAUUGUGGCCUUCGCUGUCGGCGGCAAGUACCAGCGCGGCAAUGGUUUCCACGUCAUCGGCGCGCACACCGACAGCCCGUGCCUCAAGGUCAAGCCAGUAUCCAACAUCGAGUCGCAGGGCUGGCUUCAGGUGGGUGUCGAGACGUACGGCGGUGGUCUUUUCCACACGUGGUUCGACCGCGACUUGGGCCUCGCUGGCCGUGUCAUCGUGCGCGAGAGCGACUCGAGCUUCAAGUCUAAGCUGCUGUUGGUGAAUCGUCCCAUUAUGCGCAUCCCCACGCUUGCGAUCCACCUGGACCGUAAGGUAUCGGAGGGAUUCACCUUCAACAAGGAGACUCACCUCCGCCCCGUGAUCGCGUCGGCCGCUCGUGCUGAGCUGGAGGCCACGACCGAUGGCAAGGAUCAGCCGAAGUCUAAACACGCGUCCGUGCUGCUGCAGCUCAUCGCCAAGGAGCUGGACAUCAAGAUCGACCAGAUCUGCGAUUUCGAGCUGUGUUUGUUUGAUACCCAGGGAGCCAAUGUGGGCGGAGUGCUCGAGGAGUUUAUCUUCUCGCCCAGACUGGACAACUUGUGCUGCUCGUGGCUCGCCACGCAGUCGCUGAUUAAGUCGCUGGAUAACCUUGCGGACGACGAGAACGUCCGUGUAGCAGCACUGUUUGACAAUGAAGAGGUGGGAUCGCAGUCGCUUAUGGGUGCUGGAUCAAACUUCAUGCAGUCCGUGGCGGAGCGUGUGGCACAGGGCGAGCUGUGUGGCGCCGCGGCCAGGAAGUCGUUCAUGGUGUCGGCUGACAUGGCUCACGGUGUGCAUCCGAACUACAGUGACAGACACGAGCAGAACCACCGUCCUGCUCUGCAUGCUGGGCCUGUGAUUAAGCACAACGCCAACGAACGUUACGCCACUAGCGGCACUUCCUCAUUCUUGAUGAAAGAGCUAGCUCGGCGUCACAACGUCGACAUUCAGGAAUUUGUGGUGCGUCAGGACACUGGUUGUGGUUCGACUAUUGGCCCCAUUCUGUCGACCAACACGGGCAUCCGCACGAUCGAUGUGGGUCUUGCCCAACUGAGUAUGCACAGUAUCCGUGAAAUGUGUGGCACAGAGGACCUGGUCAAGACGCUGGACUGGUUUACAGCCUUCUACUCAGAGUUCUCGUCUCUCGACAAGUGCCUCAAGACCGACUAA